CGCCGCCUGACCUAAGCGGGAGUUCUUUCUCUGCCUCGCGCGCUUGCGCCGUGGGAAGCUCUUCGAGGAGGCGGAGGCGGAGGAAUAGGAAGCCGCGAUUGGGGCCGCCGAAGCUCGGGCUGCGAGCGAGCAGGGCCGGGAAGUGGCCCUCGGGGCGGGCUGCUGAUCGGGGCGGCUGCAAGAUGAGCGCCGCCAGGGAGUCCCAGCCUGAGCGCGGCCACGGAGUGAAGCGAGCGGCCUCCCCCGAUGCCACCUUCUGUCUUGCAGCUUGGAUCUAGCAGCUGGGAGGCAGCAGACCUGGGUAAUGAAGAAAGAAAGCAAAAGUUCUUGAGACUUAUGGGUGCUGCAAAGAAAGAGCAUACUGGCCGCCUUGUUAUUGGAGACCACAGAUCAACUUCUCAUUUUAGAACAGGGGAAGAAGACAAGAAGAUGAAUGAUGAGCUAGAAACUCAGUUCCAGCAAAGCAUGGAUAGCACCAUGUCAGGAAGGAACCGGCGGCAUUGUGGACUCGGCUUCAGUGAGUUUGAAGAAGACAAGGGAGAUCCAGAGGAUACAAGAGACUCUCUGGAGCCAGAAAGCUCAGAGGACUCGGAAAGUGAUUCUGAGUCUGAGCAAGAAGAGGCUGCAGAAUCUACUGAAAAGCACAGCAAUGCUGAAGAUCCUCAAGCUAAGAAAAAUUCAAAAAGCAACUAUAAAAUGAUGUUUGUUAAAUCCAGUGGUACAUAACUACAGAUCAAAUCUGCCUUUAAGCAAAGUAAGCCUUAUGGUUACAGUGCAAAGUAUUGGACUGCUCACAGCACAGACCUUUCUAUUAUGGUUUGAAUAAGGCCCUUUUAGAGAGAGAAUAGUGUUUGCUUUUCCAUCGCCAUGAAACUAUUUUUAUCAGCAUGACUGUAUCCAUUUUGUUUUGUAAAGUAUGAAAAUAAAAUUGGACUGGUUGUGGGGAGGGUGCAAGUUAGUUCUCAAUCCCCUUUUACAUUAUUCUUCUGUCCCCCUUCCUAUUCCAUGAUGGCUAUCAAACCUUUCUUAAGCUUGUUAAAAUGAUUUAUCGAAAUGAUA
Molecule: messenger RNA, 1059 nt
Organism: Podarcis raffonei (Aeolian wall lizard)
Lineage: Eukaryota; Metazoa; Chordata; Lepidosauria; Squamata; Lacertidae
Gene: C1H11orf58
Product: chromosome 1 C11orf58 homolog
Exons: 5
Coding region: 247-726 (159 amino acids)
Source: RefSeq, a predicted model, not a curated record